This is a messenger RNA of Populus euphratica (Euphrates poplar), 1746 nucleotides long. RefSeq names its product IAA-amino acid hydrolase ILR1-like 3. The record is from RefSeq and is a predicted model, not a curated record. The coding region runs from base 145 to 1458 and encodes 437 amino acids. Gene Ontology annotation, molecular function: hydrolase activity. Gene Ontology annotation, biological process: auxin metabolic process. The transcript has 5 exons. Lineage: Eukaryota; Viridiplantae; Streptophyta; Magnoliopsida; Malpighiales; Salicaceae.
UCAAAUAGCGAAGCCCGAUAGGUUGUCCCCUCCCAAAGAUUUUUGGUUUGACUUGAAUCCUCUCGUUUUGUUCAUUAAUCCAGUAGAACGUGAAGCUUGUUUCUUACUUUGAGAAAUUGAAAUGCAGUAGUGCUAGUUAUAAAGAUGGGACCUUUUCUGAAUUUGAUACUAUGCCAAAUCCUUCUUUCAUUACUUAUCUGUCUUGACUCAACUCAGGCCACUUUUGAUCCACAAAGCUAUAGAGAACAGAUUCUAAGCCUAUCACAACAAGAUAAAGACUGGUUAAUAACCAUUAGAAGACAGAUCCAUGAGAACCCAGAACUUAGAUUUGAAGAAUACAACACUAGUGCUCUUAUCAGACGUGAACUUGAUAAACUUGGCAUUUCUUACACAUACCCAGUUGCCAAAACUGGGAUUGUUGCUCAAAUUGGCUCUGGUUCUCCUCCGGUUGUUGCUCUUCGUGCUGACAUGGAUGCACUUCCCUUGCAAGAGCUUGUGGAGUGGGAGCAUAAGAGUAAGGUAGAUGGAAAAAUGCAUGGUUGUGGUCAUGAUGCACAUACCGCUAUGCUUCUUGGUGCUGCUAAGUUGCUUAAUGAAAGGAAACAUAUGCUUAAGGGAACUGUGAGACUUCUUUUCCAGCCAGCGGAGGAGAGAGGUGCUGGUGCAUCACAUAUGAUAAAAGAAGGUGCCCUUGGUGAUGCUGAAGCGAUAUUUGGAAUGCACAUUGAUUACACAAUACCCACUGGAACCAUAGCAUCCUUGUCUGGGCCAGUCUUAGCUGCUGUAUCCUUCUUUCAAGUAAAAAUAGAAGGCAAAGGUGGGCAUGCUGCAGGACCCCAUAAUGCCGUGGAUCCGCUUCUUGCAGCAUCAUUUGCAAUUUUAGCACUGCAGCAGCUCAUCUCGAGAGAACUUGAUCCCCUCCAUAGUCAGGUUUUAUCGAUCACUUUUGUCAGAGGGGGUACUGCCUUGAAUGUAAUUCCAUCAUAUUUUGAAUUUGGUGGCACUUUGAGGAGUCUUACGACUGAGGGCUUACUUCAACUCCAGCAGAGGUUGCAAGAGGUUGUUGAAGGCCAGGCAGCUGUACAUAGAUGUCAUGCGUACAUAGACAUAAACGUAGAAGGUUUUCCCUUCUAUCCUGCUACUAUGAACGAUGAGAAAUUGAAUUUGCACGUUGAGAGGGUCAGUGGACUUAUUUUUGGCCCUGAGAAUGUCAAGAUGGGCGAGAAGGUGAUGGCAGGUGAGGACUUUGCCUUCUAUCAAGAAGUGAUUCCUGGAGUCAUGCUCAGCAUUGGAAUUAGGAAUGAAAACGCGGGUUCAAUUCACUCCCCACACUCACCUUAUUUCUUUCUUGACGAGGAUGUUCUUCCGAUUGGGGCAGCAUUGCACACUGCCCUAGCAGAGAUUUAUCUGAAUGAGCACCAACAAUCUGCUGCACAGGUAGAGAAUGAGACACCAUAAUAGCAUGGAAAAUCAUGAAUAAGUGAAUAGUGCUCCAUGUUUUAAAGUCCCUAUAUUCAGUGACAGAAUAUGUAAACACCAGGGGGAAAAAAACAGUAAUUAAACUCUUGAUUUUGGAUCACCACCCAGUUUCUCUUCCUUUUUCAGCACAGGAGUCGAGGCCAUGCAAGCUGAACACUGUUGAGUUUAAGAAUCUUUUGGCUGGUGGAAAUGUUCCACUUCUAUGAGCCGUUGUUACCAUAUCAAAGAAUUCAAAAUGCACAAAUGAUGUCUUUACUGCUCCGCUAA